CUCACCGUGCGGUUGUGUCUCUAUUUCGUGUAGUCGUGGUUUUUCUCGGUUCUCGGUUUAAAAUCGGUUCCUUUUGGUCAGGAUUCCAGAGGCGAUGGGAUGGGGAAAUGAUGGCCUGAAAUGGUGAAAAUAUGGUUGAGCGUGCGGUCCCGAGGUCCCCAGUAGGCCUUUGACGGAAGUUUUUUCCCCUUACCAAAGUGAAUAUUGCUGGUUCGAAGGUGUGGAGCGUAGGGAACGAGAGUGGGAACAGUGCUGUUUUUGAUAAGAUAAUUGAAGAAGUACCGCAGAGAGUCUCGGGUGGUAUGUCUAUUUGGGUCGCUGGGCCGUUUCGAAUGGGAUCCUCUGUUCGAUCCUCUGACGUGUAGAUAUUGAUUGUGUGAGACCCUGUCCUCGCUCGUCCUGGCUGAAAUCCGUUCUAUUUUUCUCCGUUCCAGUGGAUCAGUUCACCUGGCUGGCUACGACGUUGGGUUGGGUGGCCCCGGAACAGUAACGAGACGAGACGAAGGACACACACAUUUCGCGUGUCUUCAAACCGUGCGUUUCUGUCGCCGUCGUCGACGUUGUCCUUCGGAUCGCGUGAGCAAUUCUCUAGAUGAGCACGAAUGCGAGAGCGAGAGUCAGUGAGUGAAAGUUGGACACGGGCGGGAGCAGCCUACUAAGUGAUUUGCGAAAGGAAGCGAAUUCCGUUGCCAGUGAACCGGUUCAAGAAAAAUCCUGCCUGGCUGCUCAACUCGCUUCUCAUCUGCCAGGAGAUUCGCAGGAUUCGUUCUGCUUUUUGGAGCUGACUCGCCUUCGCCUCUCGGUACUUCCACUGCUGUUUUUACCACUACACAUUACUACUGCUACUGGCAAAGGAUCUGCUGUGUGCAACUGUUUAGGGCGGUUCCGCAGACUGGUGACUUUGCUCUGCUCCAUGCAGAAGUGGUUUUUGUCAAGUUUUCGUGCCUAAAUGGUGCACAAUUAGCUUAGAAUGGUGCCUAAUCUCUAGGAUCAGUGACUAGUGCAAUCGGGUUAGUGUAGUCUCAUGUCGCAGGUGGACAAUUCGGCUUAGUGGGCCUCUUUUUGCGAAUGCUAGCUGGAUCGUGUUCCGCUGGACCAGUUUUUUCGGCUACCUAUUUACCUGUCAAAGAUGAUCUGGUAAAGCCAGCAGUGUCCUCAUAGUGCAAACCGGGAAUCUGACCCGCCAGAGACAACCAUACGGUUACAAAUUGUCAUGAAUUGGUGCAAAAUCUGCAAAUAUUCGCCAACCAGAAUAUUUGCUGGCCCUUGACGCAGCCCCGAAAAUAUCGAUAAAAGAUUGUGUGUGGACCAGGGACAGCAGACUGAGGAAAAUCAGAGCAAGACAGGUUUCCGCCCUACACGGGUGAGAGUGAACGAAACGGAAAAUCCUGGUUUUGCUGAAUCCCUGUGAGCCCAGCGGGUUGUGAAUCGUCAGAAACACACAGCAGCAGCAGCCAGCAGGUCAGGACAACGUGGGCUCUGCAGCAAAGGAAGUGUGCAAAUUCGAUUUUUUGUCUCACUCCCUUUGCCAAAAUAGGCACUGUUCCGAGAUUCUUUCGCCGCGAGUUCGUCUCACCAGCACCAGCUCACCACGGGGCGGCACUCAUUCUCUCCCAUUACAUAUUUUGUUUUCGCUCACCUUUUAAAUUAACGUCACGUUUGUUUUCGUGCGCCCUCCUAACUGGAGCAGGACCCAACUUCAGCGAUUAGAAACAAGAAGGACGACGACGAGCGAUGAUGAUUAUGAUGAUGAUGUGACAGAAUGUGAACUACCCAAAAUAAAAACCACCCACUUUCGGCUACUCAUUUACUAUAAAGCCUACUGUGUUCACAUAACAACAACUGAAACAAACUCCAGUUCUAUACGCAAUUUUUCCGACUGGGAAUGUUUGAAGUGUUACACACUCGUUAAAAAACAAUUGUAAAUUAUUCGCGAUUUUUUGUUAAAUGGAUUAGGAAAAUUCCUUGUCUAUGACAUUCUACGAAAAAAGUCGAAAAAAUACAACUCAAGCGUUAAUUGUUCCACAUUAAAUUUUCUUUUCCGAUUAGUAUCCCAAAAUAUUUUCUACUUCUUCUGUUCAGCACAAGUGACAGUGUCUGUGUGGCCAUGUGAAUUUUCCCGCAAGAAAGGAUCCGAAGAAGACGUCGUGUGUGUCCUAAAUUCUCACGUUAAACGUACUAUGGUGAAACUUGAAACAGGCGAGAAGUGAGAGAAGCAAAAACAUAAGACGAGAGAAAAAAAGAAGUACACGAAAAACAUCAGCAGAGAGCUCUUUAGGCCGAAAUCCAGGGAAAAUAAACCGGAAAAGUGACGACGGUGGCGAAAAUUUCCAAGCAAGGAAAAGAAAAAUGUUUCCGAUUUUCGCAAUCUAAACACAUCAACUCUCAGGCACGCACGCACACACACACACACACUCAUCCACUCAUACGCGAGCGGAUAACUCAUACGCGUACAGGCGUUUACCUCGUUGCAUGGUCGAAUCGGAAAAUUGGCUGGGAUAAAAACAAAAAAAAAACCGAUGAAAACAUAAUUUUAAGGGAGCAGUCGAAAAACGUUAUUUUUAAAGUGUGCUACUUAAAGCGUGAAAUCAUAACCUAGUGAAAGGAAAAGAAAAUAAAAGGAGGUUUAGUGAAACGAGUCGAAGACCAACGAAAAAAAAAAGAAAAAAAUCCUAGCAGAGCAAAGCAAGCGAGAAAAAAAAGUUUAAACACGGUAGAAGAAAAACGGUGAGCAAUUUGUGAAAGGGGAAAAGCGUGAAAAUUUGUCGUAGUGUUGUGGUGGAGCAUAAAAGGGGUGUGGAAUUGAAGAUUGAUAUUUUUAACAAGGCUAAAAAUAGCGAAGCUUGUGCUGCUGCCUCUGCUUUCCAGAGAGUGAGAACGACGAAACGUUUGUUGAACGAGAAAGUUUAAUUCAGCAAUAAAAGCGUUCGGAAAAGUGCGUCUCUGAAGAUAAAAAUUGUGCGGGUUAUCCAGUGAUUUCAGAUUAAAAACGUUUUUAAAAUACCUUACCGGAAGUGAUUGCUAGUUUAGACAUCUGAAGGAUCAGUGUAGUGGAUAUGUCUUGUUAGAAAAUGAGAAUUGGGUCCCUUUAGACUACCCAAGUAAUUUUUUUCAUAAGUGAAUCACCCUUCCGUCAACGCGGCUGAAAAUAUCGAACCCAAAGUUUAUCCUCAGGUUUUCUAAGUGAAAGCGAGCCGAAUUUUUUAAUCCUUUCAGUGGGUACUCGAAAUGGCUGGUUUGUCCCUUGAGCCGGCCGUCUCCAUGUUAUGGCGGCAAACGGCGACCCUUCGAUGAUCUCUCCUCCGUCUUCCAUUUCGAACGGGCCGGAGCCUCAACUGCCGCCGUUGCCACCGCCCCUCAGAUCAACGCAAGUCCUGCAGCCGCUGUCCGUUUACCCAGUUUCAACUCUGAGUCAGGAAGCGCCAUAUGAUUAUGUCUUUGGAGGGCCACUGGACUCGCAGGCCCUGUCAUCAACGCUUAAGCUGACCUCGCCUCCAAUACGACUGCGACCAGACGUGUACCGCUCCCAAUCGAUCGACUCCCAGCGCAGCAGUGGCGUAGACGAUGGACGGUCCUCGUCCGCCCAGCACUCGCAGCACCAUCGUUCGUCCCGCGGCAGCUCCCUCAAGCGCUCCGGCUACAUAGGAAACGACGGCACCGCCUCUAUUGGCUCCCGGAAGAGCAACCGAAGCGAUGGGGAGGAUGCGGAAUCCUUGCGUCAAUUGCUUAUCGAAUUGCAGAAGCAGGUCAGCGUGAUGAGCAUGAAUCUGUCCGCCAAACUGGACGAUCUGCAGCGGGGUGACCGUCACUUCGAGACGACGGUUGCCCUCUGCGAGAUCCGGACCCAGCUCCAGGAGCUGACCAAGUCGGUCGAGAGCUGCCAGUCCGAGGUGUCGGAGGUGAAACGUGAUAUGGUACAAAUCAAACAUGAGCUGGACACGGUUCAACAGGUGAAGGAGGAAAUCGAGGAGCUGCGGGAGUACGUGGACCGGCUGGAGGAGCACACCCAUCGGCGGAAGCUGCGGCUGCUGGAGCAAGGUUUGACGUUCUUCCUGACGUACGCCAUCUUUGCGGCCGUCCUCGGGAUGCUGCAGUUUGGCUACAACACCGGAGUGAUCAAUGCGCCGGAAGUGAACAUCGAAAACUUCAUGAAGGACGUCUACAAGGACCGAUACGGAGAGGACAUCAGCGAGGAGUUCAUCCAGCAGCUCUACUCGGUGGCCGUGUCCAUCUUUGCCAUCGGCGGCAUGCUGGGCGGGUUCAGCGGCGGCUGGAUGGCAAACCGAUUCGGCAGGAAGGGCGGCCUUCUGCUGAACAACGUUCUCGGCAUUUCUGGUGCCUGCCUGAUGGGAGUCACGAAGAUGAGCCAUUCCUAUGAAAUUCUAUUCCUCGGACGAUUUAUAAUUGGUGUCAAUUGUGGCUUAAACACAUCAUUAGUACCAAUGUAUAUAUCUGAAAUUGCUCCAUUAAAUUUAAGAGGUGGUUUAGGUACCGUUAACCAAUUGGCUGUGACCGUAGGAUUAUUAUUAUCACAAGUACUGGGUAUAGAACAAAUUUUAGGAACUAAUGAUGGCUGGCCAGUCUUGCUCGGCCUUGCCAUCUGUCCAGCUGUAUUACAAUUAAUACUCUUACCUAUCUGCCCCGAGUCACCUAGAUAUUUGCUAAUUACCAAACAGUGGGAGGAGGAAGCCCGAAAAGCUCUCCGAAGGUUACGAGCCUCCAACCAGGUCGAGGAGGACAUCGAGGAGAUGCGGGCCGAGGAGCGAGCUCAACAGUCCGAGAGCAGCAUAUCGACGAUGGAACUGAUCUGCUCCCCGACCCUCAGAGCCCCCCUCAUCAUCGGAAUUGUGAUGCAGCUGAGCCAGCAGCUUAGUGGAAUUAAUGCGGUAUUCUACUACUCAACGUCGCUCUUCAUGAGCUCAGGUCUAACGGAGGAAAGUGCUAAAUUUGCCACAAUAGGAAUCGGUGCAAUAAUGGUUGUGAUGACACUCGUAUCAAUACCACUUAUGGAUAGAACCGGUCGACGAACGCUGCAUUUAUACGGACUAGGUGGAAUGUUUAUAUUUUCAAUAUUCAUAACGAUAUCGUUUUUAAUAAAGGAAAUGAUCGACUGGAUGUCCUACCUGUCGGUGGUCUCGACGCUGGCCUUCGUGGUGUUCUUCGCGGUGGGUCCCGGUUCCAUCCCGUGGAUGAUCACGGCCGAGCUGUUCAGCCAGGGUCCGCGGCCGAGUGCGAUGGCCAUCGCCGUGCUGGUCAACUGGAUGGCGAACUUCGUUGUUGGAAUUGGUUUCCCAAGUUUAAAGACUGCCUUGGAAAAUUAUACAUUCCUACCGUUUAGUGUAUUUUUAGCAAUAUUUUGGAUAUUUACAUACAAAAAGGUUCCUGAGACCAAAAACAAAACGUUCGAAGAAAUUUUAGCACUAUUUAGGCACGGGAAUGGAAGAAACCUUCGCGAUAGUAGACUGUACGGGAGUAUGCUAAACUGCGUAAAUAAUCUGGAGCCGCAGAGUAUGAACUCGGGAAUUGAACGGGCGGCGCUGAUGAUAUCGGAGGAGAAGACCCAGCACGAUUCACUGUUCGGAGGGCCCACGCUGGAUGGUGAAAUGGGUCCGUAUCCGGUGGGCGCUCAGCCCCUUUUCGGGACCGCCACCCUGGACGGCGAAAUGGGUCCCUAUCCGGUGGGAACCGGGACCUUGGAUGGGGAAAUGGGACCGUAUCCGGUAGGAACGGGAACCCUGGAUGGGGAGAUGGGUCCCUAUCCAGUUGGGGAUAGCACCAACUUGCUGCUGGGGCCCCAGUAUUCGAUGUCGUCGAUGUCCUACGGCGGGGGUGGCGGAUAUCGGACGACGACAAUCACCGGCGGCAGCAGCAGUCGAAACUACGGAACGGCUGGCUCCACCGUCAGCAACACUUGCUCACCGAUGCCAAAUAGACGAGGAGGGGGAGGAGGAGGAGGAGUAGGAGGAAGUGGGCGGAACACCAGUCGUGGAAUGCAACAAGGAACCGGAAGCAGCCGGGCGGCUGUUGCUACGGAUGGCGGAAGCAUUGCCAGUCGGGACAGCUUCCGGCGCCACUCGGCUCACGGGAGGAUCGUCAGCUCAGCUGCAUCCGAGCGUUGUUCCGGAGACGCAAGAAAUACUCAAAUGCGAACUGCUACCUGUGCGCCCCAUCACCAUCAUCAGCAAGUACCUGUCUGCCAGAACACAGGGCCUUGACUGCAGAGCACCGCCUUGACCCCUCCUA
Messenger RNA from Uranotaenia lowii, 6243 nucleotides. It is a transcript of the gene Glut1, whose product is annotated as glucose transporter type 1. The transcript has 20 exons. Gene Ontology annotation, biological process: monosaccharide transmembrane transport. The coding region runs from base 3267 to 6215 and encodes 982 amino acids. The record is from RefSeq and is a predicted model, not a curated record. Gene Ontology annotation, molecular function: hexose transmembrane transporter activity. Lineage: Eukaryota; Metazoa; Arthropoda; Insecta; Diptera; Culicidae. Gene Ontology annotation, cellular component: membrane.